Sebastes umbrosus (honeycomb rockfish) is the source of this 1012-nucleotide messenger RNA. It is a transcript of the gene mrpl55, whose product is annotated as mitochondrial ribosomal protein L55. Bases 127 to 534 code for a protein of 135 amino acids. Lineage: Eukaryota; Metazoa; Chordata; Actinopteri; Perciformes; Sebastidae. Gene Ontology annotation, cellular component: mitochondrial large ribosomal subunit. The transcript has 3 exons. Gene Ontology annotation, biological process: translation. Gene Ontology annotation, molecular function: structural constituent of ribosome. The record is from RefSeq and is a predicted model, not a curated record.
CAGGAGGCGGUGAUGAACCUCUCAGCUGGUUUACCAGCCGCCAAUAAACACCACAGAAGAAGAAGAAGAAGCAGUUUGACCUUCUAGUGAACUACUUCCUGUUAGAGUCAGCUCGUCUCCAUCAACAUGUCUCUGCUGAAGCUGUGGACACCUCACAGUCUCUUAGCACGGGUUGUCUGCCCGCUGUUCAGCCGCAGUGCAGCGGUACCGCGGCUCGGCCCUGCUGCAUCGCUCCACACUGACACCCCCCAGCUGAACUCCAACAGGACGUCAGUGGUCCGCUGCGGCCGUCAGAAGUAUGAGAGACUUUACCCGGUGAUGCUGGUCCGACCUGAUGGAUCCACCGUCAACAUCAGAUACAGAGAACCCAGACGAGUCCUCAUGAUGCCCGUCAAUCUGUCCACUCUGACCGAAGAGGAGCGUCGAGCUCGACAGAAAAAGAGAGAAGUGAAGAAGACGAAAAAACCGACGACAGUCCACUAUGAAGAUGACUUCAAAGUUGACAAAUACAGCCAGUUCUGGAGGAAGAAAUGACGUCUUUAUAUGUGAAUGUAAAGCAUGACUGGGUCAGUCUUUGUACAGAUAACACUCUCACCUCAAGCUUCCAUAUGUCCACAUACAGUAUGUUUUAAUCAGAUGGUUUUCAUGCCAAACAAGUGAUCCCUCCAAAAGACUAAAUUGUGGGACACAGAAGCCCAGACCAAGGACCUUUGAAUGGCAGGAUGACUGACUGAACACCACGUGCUGCUGAGUGCUAGGACUCUCUUACUGUCCUUGAAGUGUGAACAACUUGCUAAAGCUGGAAUUCGUAACAAUGUUGAGUUAAUAAAUUGGUUUAAAGCCGUGUAUCUGUGGUAAAUUUUAAUAAAACACACCAGACACGCUGCUUUAUUUCCUCAUUCAUUCAGUCAAAAGUUGACUUUGUGUCUCAUAUUAGUUUGUUACUCAGGACAGUCUGGUAAACGAUGAAUUAAUGGACAACACUGAAUAAAACUUUAUUAUAUUAUUGACA